AUGGCUAGCGCAGCAGACUCGGAGGCUUUCUUCAAGGAACAUGCGGCCAGAGUAGGUAUGGCUGAGGACGUGAUAAACAAGCUAGUCGCACAAGGGAUCAAGACGGUCAGCCAGGCAGCUUAUGCAGCGUCUCCGCCAGGACAACCGUUGACAGAUGCAUCGGUUGAAGCCCUCUUGACACAAAUAGGUGCUGCCAACCCGACUCUGGCGUUGGUGACCCAGGCGAAGCGGCUCCUCUUCGAAUCGCAGACCAUGGCCUUGUCUCAUUUGAAGUCGGUUGUAGAACAAAAACCGGAAUCGAUCGCUCGGCAUAUGCCUGGAGCUGAGCGCCAUCAAAGGAUGACGUGUCAGGCGACCAGGCUGGCGGGCAUUGAGAUCAAGAACGACCUAGAGCCGGCUCACUCCGUGUACGAUGUCAUAGCAACGAUGGUUGAGCACAGCUCCAUCAAGUACCUGCACCCAUCGAAGAUUCCGACUCGUCAGCAGGAACUGUCCCAAACGAAAGGGACUAAGGAGCUGGCGCUUGAUACUUCAGGAGCCAGCCUCACCAUUACGGAGAAGGCUUCCUCGGCGCAAGCAAAACUGGGCACGGAAAUGGCAACCUACCGCGCCAUGCAGAGGCGUGGCUUAGCCUUCGAUUUGGUAGGUAUCCUCAGCUACAAGGUCCACGAGAAGUGGUUGCAGAAGGCAUUCAGCCGGCUGCAAGACCCGGCGAUACCAGGUUACGCCCCAGUCUCCCUUGCGCAGGUCCUUAGGGCAGACAAGGCUCUCUGGCUGGUACUCGCCCAGGCGAGCAUCAAACUCGAACGGGCAGCACCAAACGCGGACUUGGCGACUCCUCGAUGCCUGGACGAUGCCUUCACAAAGGCCAUGGAGGCAGCGGAAGUUAGCUUCCCGCUCCUGCCUCUGCCAGCGAAUGCGGAGGCGAUCUUUCCUGGAAAAGGCAAAGGCAAGGGUUUCGGUGGCUGGAAGCGGCAGCUUCCAUGGGACGGCAAGGCUGGUCAGCCGCAGAAACUUGCCCGAUCCGAGUUCUGGGGAAAAGGAAGGAAAGGAAAAGAGAAGGGUGGCAAGAAUCAUGGCGGGGGCAAGGACCCGUGGGGUUCUAAGGAGGGUCGUCGCUGGAACCAGUGGACGCGGGAAGGCAAAGGGUCGCAGACACCUAUGCCUUUCAAGCUGAGAGGUGGUGUGGCCGUUACACCCCAAGGCGAGCCUAUCUGCUUCGGCGCCAACCUCGGUGAAUGCCAGGACGCUCCGUUGGGAGGCAAAUGCGCUAAGGGCUGGCACGUGUGCUGCCGACCCAAUUGCUUCGGCAAGCAUGCAUUCAUUGACCACCCAGGCAAGAAGGCCUGA
This is a messenger RNA of Symbiodinium natans, 1350 nucleotides long. The record is from the annotation of a GenBank genome assembly. NCBI's taxonomy places the organism in Eukaryota, Dinophyceae, Suessiales, Symbiodiniaceae.